GAUACUCCCCGACGCAGCCGAUCGCGCUCCAGGCGCAGCGAGACCCGCGGUCGUGAUCGCGACUCCAGUCGACGCAGCGGUAGCUACUGCCGCCGGCUACAGGAUCGCGAAGAGGCACUGAAUCUAGAAAAGAAGCGGGUUCGCCAGAUGGAGCUCGAGCUACAAAGAGAACGAGAUGCGGAGCAACGCCGUCAGCGGAGCGUGCACCGCGGGUCACUACAAAGGGUGACAUGUGACAACCGAAGCCACAGCCGUAGCCGCGGUCGCAGUCGCGGUCGCAGUCGCGGCCGCAGCCGAAGCCGCAGCCGCAGCGGCAGUCGCAGCCGUGGUCGCAGUCACGGCUACAAACGCGGCCAGCACCGUACCAGCAGUCACGUGCCCGUCGAUACGUACCGACGACACUCAACAAGGUUACGUAGUCCAUCUUUUUCUUCUAAAGACGUAACACAAAUAAUUAAGUCUAUUAAAGAUAUCUUCCCGUCACAGCCGAGCCAUAGCACACAAAUUUCUAACAGAGAUAGUAAAAACAUUAUACCUGAGUUUAAUCCUUCGGAGAAAAACCAGCGUAUGGAUAUUUGGCUUAAAAAGGUUAACGAAUGUGCGAUGGUCUACGGCUGGGACGAGAGGAGCACGAUACAUUUUGCUAUGCAAAAACUAUCUGGGUUAGCUAAGAUAUGGUAUGAAAGUCAGAGUUCUAUUUUGUAUAGCUGGUCGGAAUGGCAAACAAAACUGUUAAACGCUUUUCCUUGCGAACAAAAUUAUGGACAGUUGCUUGAAGACAUGUUAAAACGUAAAAGUAGGAUUAACGAACCCAUACAAAAUUAUUUUUAUGAAAAACUUUCCCUACUCAACCAAUGCGAUAUAAGCGGCAAACGCGCCGUUGAUUGCAUCAUUCAUGGCCUUAGUGAUAGGACCACGAGGUCUAGCGCAUUAGCGUUACGGUGCGACGAACCUGACGAUCUGUUGAAGUUCUUGAUGAGCAAUAACAGAGAUCCAUACACUCCCCAACAAUCAUUUCUGAAGGAUCGUAACCUAAAUACGAACGAUGAUAAAGUAAAUAACCGUUCUAACAUUAAAACCAAUCCUGGGCUGUUUUGCUACAACUGCAAAGAGAAAGGGCACCCAUUUUCAAGAUGCCCAAAGCCUCUAGUGAAGUGCAGUAGUUGUGACAAAGUAGGACACAAAGCCGAGCUUUGUUGA
Molecule: messenger RNA, 1200 nt
Organism: Plutella xylostella (diamondback moth)
Lineage: Eukaryota; Metazoa; Arthropoda; Insecta; Lepidoptera; Plutellidae
Molecular function (GO): zinc ion binding; nucleic acid binding
Source: RefSeq, a predicted model, not a curated record